AUGGUCGCCAUCCACCACAAUAGCUUUCCGCACAUCUUCGACUGCAUAUGGAGGGAACUGGACUUCCUUGACCUCCAAGUUGCACGCCUCGUGUGCAAAGAUUGGGCACGCCGGGUGGACAAACUGCUAUGGCACCUCUCUGUCGAGUAUCAGUCAGACGGACGCCUUCAAGUUCGCACUCUAGAUGCUUCGACAUCCGUCUACUUUCACACGGUACCAAUUUCGGCCGCUGAGCCAGGAAACGUGUGGAUGGCAAUGAUGGCGAAGGUCCAGGUUCUGGACCUGGUUGGAGCUGAGAGAUUCAGCCCCAAACAGGAUCAAGUCUGGCUUCGCAAGUUUAUCCAACGUAUCCCUCUCGUUCGCUGGUACGGAACGCCGCCUCGGCCGAUCGACGCUCUGAACAUGGAUACGCUUCUGUUCUUCCACGAUCUCACUGGACCGUCUGCUCCCUCCGUGACCCUUCGCUAUACGCAGUUCCAACCGCAGACUGUGAUCUCGACCGUCCGGUGCACCGUCGACCCCCUUCGAUUGACGCUGUCCGACCAUGACAACGCCGUCAGCUUCUACGGCUGGGAUGGUUGCACUGACGAGGUCACUCUCAUACUCCAAGACGCGCGACCAGAGCCUCGCCAACCUCCACCGUCCGGGGCCGCCGCUGAGAUCGACGUGGUCAUGACCUACCUCAACAUCGUUCGAGUGGAAAGCGCCUACAUCAACAUAGUCGGGCUCGAGGCGUUUCUUCCGGAUACCGAGUGGCCUGCAUUCCGUGAAAGAGUCGCGCGGCAAUUUAGGACGGAUGCGGAGGAUUCCGGGGAGCCGUGGUCUGAUGAAGACGAAGAGUUUACGACGUACUGGAAAUUCCUGACGCACGAUGAGUACAAGGAGCAGCAAGCCUCCGCCGAUCAGCGCAUGUCCUUGACCUUGGAUCUUGCGGACCUUAUCGUCAACAUUGACUGCUAUGCCAACCCGGUCGACUCUGAGUCCGACAUGUUUGCCUCAGGCAACGACUCCUGGGAUCCCAACACUGACCAUCUCACUGUGGUCCUGCACGACAAGAUUGCCAAGCCACCGAAGUUUGGGAGUACACCAUCGCCUUUGUCCAGGGCUUCAUGGAGAACGCCCUGA
Molecule: messenger RNA, 1125 nt
Organism: Trichosporon asahii var. asahii CBS 2479
Lineage: Eukaryota; Fungi; Basidiomycota; Tremellomycetes; Trichosporonales; Trichosporonaceae
Exons: 2
Coding region: 1-1125 (374 amino acids)
Source: RefSeq, a predicted model, not a curated record